Molecule: messenger RNA, 1839 nt
Organism: Beauveria bassiana ARSEF 2860
Lineage: Eukaryota; Fungi; Ascomycota; Sordariomycetes; Hypocreales; Cordycipitaceae
Product: transglutaminase-like superfamily protein
Exons: 1
Coding region: 1-1839 (612 amino acids)
Source: RefSeq, a predicted model, not a curated record
AUGGCUGAUACCGAAGAACCCCAAUAUACAACGCUGGCAGAGAGAAUCGCUGCGCUCAACAAGAACAAGACAUUUGCUGCCAACGUGCCAUCAGCGAAGCCAGCCAGGCCUGCGCCUCCACUACCUCCAAGCCGCACACACUCUGGCCUCGGGGCUUCAAUCGCCACCAAGCCGCCUACAACACCAACGGUGCCAGCCCGACCAGCCAAGAGCAACCCUCCUCCCCUUCCUCGCAGAGAUACGCAAACCUCACUGAACGGUCAAGAUGCGGUUCGCCCACCGUUGCCAUCCAGAAAAUCGUCCACGCAGCAGCCCCCGGCUUUGCCUCAGCGUCAGCCUUCUACUCAGCCAAAUGCCUUGUUGAAUGUUCGCCGCGAUUCAGCUUCCUCUGAAGUAUCCCAAAAUUCUACCAAGUCAACAAAAUCCGCCGGGCAGAGCAGCUGGUCUACUACUAGUCAAGGCUCGGCCACUUCAACUCCCAGAAAGCUGCCACCAGCCCAACUGCAAGAGCCGCAGAAGCCUGCUUCGGCACCGAGCUUGCCCCCAAGGCUACCAGCCAGAGCAAAUAAGCAGGAUGCGAUCCCCACAAGGCCGCGUAUCAUGGGGUUUGGUUCAUCUCAAGCCCCAAAGCCAGUUACCAAUGGGCAGGAUUCUACGCGGAGUAACAGUAGUAACCAAAAAGAUACCGACGGACCUCCCCCUGUUCCAGCGGCCAGUCGGCCUUCGGCAGCCCAGAUCGAUCAGGUAGCGUCCCGAAAAGCUCCUCCCCCAGCAGAUUUGAAUAAUUGCUUCGCCUGUCGAGACUGGAGCGCCCCAGAUGCCGUCGCAGCGCAAUAUCCAAGGCAGUCGGUUCCUCGCAAUGAUCCAGUUGGAUACCUAGCUCACAACCUUUGCUCUCCUUUUCCAUCAUACAACGACAAGGCGAGGGCAAUCUUCACCUGGUGUCAUCACAAUAUUGCCUACGACACCGGGGCUUUCUUCGGCAACAAUGUUCGGAACCAGACGGGAGAAUCCACCAUAUUCAGCGGUCUGGCUGUCUGUGCGGGCUAUGCAGAGACAUACAAAUACAUCGCAAAUCGAGCUGGGCUUGACUGCAAUGUUGUGAGCGGCCAUGGCAAAGGCUUUGGCUACACGCCUCUCAAGAACGGCGAGUCCGUGCCACGAGAAGACCCCAGCGGCCAUGCGUGGAACGCCGUCAGGAUCGAUGGGGGUGCAUGGAAGCUUGUCGACGCCUGCUGGGGUGCUGGCAACGUAGAUGGCGCAACGCAAAGCUUCAACAAGGUAUUCGCCCCGAUUCAUUUCAACGCGACAAACGAGCAGUUUGGUGCACGACAUUAUCCUCAGAACCCGAAAUAUCAACACCGCGAAGAUGGUCGCACUGUUAGCUGGGACGAGUACUACAGAGGCCGGGCGAAUGGCGAGCCGGUGACCAUCUUUUCGAAUACUGCUGAAGAAGGCAUCAGCGAUGCGAGCAUGGAGCCAGCUAAUAAGCACAUACAAGUCAAUAGUGGUCAGGUCGUUCGCUUCCAGUUUUCCAAGAUAUGCCCACACUGGAAGCCUGAGAAGAAUGGUAAAGGCAAACCGCCUCUUUUUGUUCUCAACAUACAUGGCCUGGAUGGCCGCAAAGACGACAUGGUUCCGAUUGAAACCGACGGAUAUUGGCACUGGAUCGAUGUCAAUGCUCGUGAUCUCGGAGCACCCGGUCAAAAGAUCGAAGUGUUACAAAUCACCUCUGUUGAUCACAAGGACGCUCGCGGCCUAACUGCGCGCGACUUUUUGGCCGCCAAAGGCAGGAAAGCCAUGGCGUUUUCAUUCUUGACGCAGUGGAUACUCGAGUGA